Messenger RNA from Sphaerodactylus townsendi, 11524 nucleotides. It is a transcript of the gene WNK2, whose product is annotated as WNK lysine deficient protein kinase 2. Gene Ontology annotation, molecular function: potassium channel inhibitor activity; chloride channel inhibitor activity; protein serine/threonine kinase activity. Lineage: Eukaryota; Metazoa; Chordata; Lepidosauria; Squamata; Sphaerodactylidae. The transcript is spliced from 29 exons. Gene Ontology annotation, cellular component: cytoplasm; cytosol. Gene Ontology annotation, biological process: positive regulation of potassium ion import across plasma membrane; protein phosphorylation; monoatomic ion homeostasis. The coding region runs from base 622 to 7611 and encodes 2329 amino acids. The record is from RefSeq and is a predicted model, not a curated record.
AAAGCGAGCAUUGCCAUUGCAGACCUCAGCGCUGCACGGGCAUAAAGAGCGCAGGGGGGGUGGCCGCUCUCCCCCUCCCCUGGUCACACUGGGCGGAUCUAUCAGGGGACCACCUCCCGCGGCCCCCUCUCAUUGGCUGUUUGCAGACCCCCGCGGCUCCUGGCCUGUCAGUUAAAUGGAGCGCUGAUGAGAGCGCGAUUGCCAUUGACAAAAGCGUUGAGGGGACCCAAGCGGCGCAGAGGGACCGAGAGCCAGCUCCAAGGACGCGGGAGGGGACGAGGCGGCUGAAGCUGCGGCGUAGGUGGCGGCGGAAGGCGCGCUCUCUGCAGAGGACUGUUUUUCUUCCCGGCCGGCGGUCUCCUGCGUUAGCCCUUUGGACAAUGCGAGCGGCAGGCGCGGCAGAGGGAAGAGGAGCCCAGCAGGGCUGACGGACGGAGCCGAUCAGUGGCGAGACGGUGGAGGGGCGGGGGCUGCAGAGUGGUGGGGGGAGGGGAGUCUACAUGCUGGGAGAAAGAAGAGUUCCCCUGCUGCUCCACCACCCCCGCGCCCAGCCUUCGGCGGCUCUGAAGAUGGGCGCCUCUUCGCCUUCGCCAGGUGUCUCGGCCGAGCUUCCGCCCCGGGAUGGACCGUGAUGAGUCCCACAGAAGGAGGACAGCAUCGCCGGCGGCACCACCACCACCACCACCACCUUCUCCCGCAGCGGCUGUAAUGGAGACGGGGGGCCAUGCCAGAUCGGCUCCUCCGCAGAGGGCAGGCGGAGGAGGCGAGCUCCCAGCUGCUGGCGCGGCAGCCGUGGCUGCGGCUCCUGCAAAUGGGAAGGGCAUGAAUAUGGAUGGGCCAAGUGGCGGCAGCCCGGCGGACAAGGACCUUGCCGUCGUGCCCAAAGGAGGCAGAGCCGCUGCCCCUCCGCCCCGCCUGCCUUAUGCCAAGGAUCCCAAGCUGGUCCACCAGCGCUUCCUGCGGAGGAGUGUGGUCGACUCCGACCAGGAGGAGCCCACCUUCGAGCCCUCGGAGCCGGAGCAGCAGAAGAAGAUCAUCCUCUUAUCCAAAACCAGGAGGAUCAUUGCCGAGAGGGUCAAAGCGGGCCAGCGGCUGGUGGAAGAGAAGGGAGAAGAGGCCGCCCCGCAGGCUGAGGGGUUAGUGGCCGAAGCGCUCCCGGCCGGCGGCCCACUGCAGGAGAGCAGCAAGGAUGCCGAGAGGAAAGAGGUGCCGGAGCCCAAAGAGCAGAGCAAGGCCAAGAAAGAGGAGGCCGAGGAGGAGGAGGAGGAGGACGACAUGAAAGCCGUGGCCACCUCUUUGGACGGCCGGUUUUUAAAGUUUGAUAUCGAGCUGGGAAGGGGGUCUUUCAAGACCGUCUACAAAGGAUUAGACACCGAGACCUGGGUGGAAGUGGCUUGGUGCGAACUUCAGGACAGAAAGCUGACAAAAGCAGAAAGGCAGAGGUUUAAAGAAGAAGCAGAGAUGUUGAAAGGUCUUCAACAUCCAAACAUUGUUAGGUUUUAUGACUUUUGGGAAUCAUGUUUAAAGGGAAAGAAAUGCAUUGUGCUGGUUACAGAAUUGAUGACCUCUGGAACUCUGAAAACAUAUUUGAAGAGAUUUAAAGUGAUGAAACCAAAAGUUCUUCGUAGCUGGUGCCGGCAAAUCCUGAAGGGUCUCCUUUUUCUGCACACCAGAACGCCCCCAAUCAUUCACAGAGACUUAAAAUGUGACAAUAUUUUUAUUACUGGACCAACUGGCUCUGUGAAGAUCGGUGACUUGGGUCUGGCAACUCUCAAAAGAGCUUCGUUUGCCAAAAGUGUCAUAGGUACUCCAGAAUUUAUGGCUCCAGAAAUGUAUGAAGAGCACUAUGAUGAAUCUGUGGAUGUAUAUGCUUUUGGAAUGUGUAUGUUGGAAAUGGCUACCUCAGAAUAUCCAUAUUCAGAAUGCCAGAAUGCUGCUCAAAUUUAUAGAAAAGUAACCUGUGGUGUCAAGCCAGCAAGUUUUGAUAAAGUUACUGAUCCUGAAAUUAAGGAGAUAAUUGGAGAGUGUAUUUGCAAAAACAAAGAAGAAAGAUAUGAAAUUAAAGAUUUACUAAGCCAUGCCUUUUUUGCUGAAGAUACUGGGGUAAGAGUGGAACUUGCUGAAGAAGAUGAUGGUAGGAAAUCCUCUAUUGCCUUAAGACUCUGGGUGGAAGAUCCUAAGAAGCUGAAAGGAAAACCCAAAGAUAAUGGAGCCAUUGAGUUUACUUUUGAUCUGGAGAAGGAAACUCCUGAUGAUAUUGCACAAGAAAUGGUUGAUGCUGGAUUUUUUCAUGAGAGCGAUGUUAAAAUAGUUGCAAAGUCAAUACGUGAUAGAGUAGCAUUAAUACUGUGGAGACGAGAUAGGAUUUGGCCUGUAUUACAAUCAGAAGAUCGUCGGGAUUCUGAGUGCUUAGAAAAACAGAAGGUCACACAAGCACAACAGGUUCAGGUUACGUACCUUUCACACGCUGGUCAUCACAUCCUAUCAGAACCAGAAGAACCUGAAGCUGACCAGCACCUUUCUCAGCAAAAUGUAUCCACAAGCAUUACUUCACUUGCAUCUGAUAGCACAUUUGACAGUGGUCAGGGAUCCACCGUGUAUUCAGACUCCCAGAGCAGCCAGCAAAGUGUAAUCUACUCAUCUAUGCCCGAUGCAAUACCUCCUAUUAUUCAGAGGGUUUACAGCCCACCUCUCAGUGAAAGCCAGGCAUUGCCACCUGGUCUUCAGCAGCUGGGACCCUACCAGCAGCCUUCAGUAUCCGGACUUCCAGUGGUUCAAGCUCCACCUGCUGUUGUCUCUCAGCGACCACAACAUUAUCAAGAACCAGCAAUCCCUUUCCCUGCUGUCCAUUCCACCACAGUUGUCCCUGCACAGAUGAGGCAACCCCAGCCUGUGUUAGCAAGCCAGCAGCAAUCUAUCCCACCUCCAGCUCCUUUACAACAAGUCCUAGCCAGCCAGCCCAUUUGUGCAGUACAGCAGCCCGCACCUCAUCUGUUGCCCCAGUAUCAAACUCCAACUUCUCAGGUGGUAGCUACCAGUGCAUCACUUGCCCCUCUACAGAUCCCCCCUGUGCAGCCACUGCAGCAAGUCCAACCUGGCCAGAUUCCUCAGUUUCCUGCCAUUCCUGCAGUUACUCCUCUUGCAGGACUUGAAACCCAUCCUCCAAACUUGCCUGAUAUUCCUGCUGCAAACGUACCCCCUAUACCUGCUCCUUCUCAGUAUUUCCCCCCAACGGUGAUUUUGCCGAACCUCCCCAUGAACUCUGCUCUGCCACUGACAUCCAGUUCUCCUGCCCUCCCCAUGCAAGCUGUCAACCUUCCUCAUUCUACUGUGGCUUCCUUAGUCAUGCCCUGCCAAACAAUUGUGCCAAAUAUGCCAUCUGCUCCAAUACCAUUACUUGCUGUGGCUCCUCCGGGAGUAUCAGCUUUGCCAACACAUCAUGCAGUAGCCCAGCUAUCCCAACAGCAAAUAUAUCAGGCUACUCUCCAGCAGAUAAUUCAGAAUGAAGCUCUUUCUUCUCCUCAUCACUCUCAGAACAUGCAAGCAGUUUCACAACAACAACAGCAGCUGCUGCCUCCACUUCCUCAGUCACUUCAACCAAGCAUAAUCCAUCCUUCAGAACAGGCUAUGUCUGCAUCUGGGGCUGGUAAUCAGAUCAUUGGACACCCUCAAUAUGCUGUGGAUUCUGGAGCCCAGGUGCCUACGUUGCCACUGCAGCCUUCUGCAGUUAUGUCACCACCCUUGCAGUUACAGCCUGAAUCAUUGCCUCCCUGCAUUGGUCCUGAAGGUCUUGCACAAAACCUCCUUGCUACAGCUAAAGCAGCAAUGCCUAUAGAUCAUGGUCUGCCUCUCCAGUCUACUGGUUAUCUGCAAUCUCAGCCAGAUAAUAAUCAGCCACUGGCCCAGGGUCCAACUGUAUGCCCAGUUAUCCCAGAAUCUUCUCAAGAGGAGCGUGCAGUACUGGAGAAGCAGCAAACACUAUCCCAGAGUUGUGAAAGCUAUAUGAGUGCUGAUGUCGCUUCUGGUAAAGAGAUGAGCGACAGUUUUGAAGGAACAAGUGGAAGUGGAAAGCAAGAGGCCAAACCUUCGAAGAAACACAAGAAAUCAACACGUACUCGUUCUCGACAGGAAAAGACCAACAAGCCUAAACUAACAAUCUUAAAUGUAUGCAACACAGGUGAUAAGAUGGUAGAAUGUCAGCUGGAAACACACAAUCACAAAAUGGUCACAUUUAAGUUUGAUUUAGAUGGUGAUGCUCCAGAAGAAAUUGCUACUUAUAUGGUAGAAAAUGAAUUUAUAUUACCAACUGAGAAAGAAAUAUUUAUUGAGCAACUAAAAGAAAUCAUUGACAAAGCAGAAGAUAUGCUUAGUGAAGAUACAGAAGGAGAACGAAGCUCUGAUCAGGGAACAAGCCCUCAGCAAGAUGCUUUCAGGCUGGAAAUCAAUGAGGAAAAUCGGCAAUCCCAAGCAAGAAUGCCAGUGUAUCAACAGAAUGUUCUACAUACAGGAAAACGAUGGUUUAUUAUUUGCCCUGUUGUGGAAAAUCCUGCUACUGAAAUACCAGAAAUUUCUCCACCUGUCCCUCAAACUACAGAACAGAUUGAAGCUCCAGAUCCGGAGCAGUUAAAUGAUCAGCAACAAAACUCUACAGUGGCAGACAAACAAAAUAAUGUUGCUUAUCACCAGCUUUCUAGUCAAAAGAGUACCUAUGAAAGCCCCAGAGGAACACCGCCUCCUUCCCCACUGACACAAGUUCCUGCUGCUGCGUCAUCUUCCCUGUCACAGAGCCAGGCAGAAACAGCAGCAGCAUCUCUCCCACCAACAGCUCCACUUCCUCUAGAACAGGCUGCUGAAACUAUAGGCCAAGCAGAAUGCUCUCGGCCACAUUCUGCUUUACACAGUCAGCCUAGCAGUCCUUCCCACACUGCAACUUCAGCUGAGGAUCAUUGUGAUGCUCAGCUUCCAGUGAAUCCCCCUAUGCAGGCACUCCCGCGAAUAGAUGAAAAUGCUGGUGUCCCUGAUGCAGAGGCUGAACGUUGCGCUGCUGGCCUGCCAAAGUUGAUUCAGCCCAUUCCUGCAAAGGCAGCAGAAGUCUGCCCACUCUCAGUUGUCUCUGAUGCUACUAUUUUGGAACAGCAGCCUCCAACACAAAUCCCUCAUUUGUCAGACAGCAGUCAGCCUAAUCUAAUUCAGCAUUCUUUUGGAGGUCAGAUGAUUCCAGGGUCGGCUGUUCCUGAUCCUCUGAUUUUGGCAGCACCUCAGCUUUCAAGUCCUCCCCAUACUUCAGUAGCUGCAUCCCAGCUGCCCAUAAUGCCAACCCAAGCUCAGUCUGUUCCAGGCACCGGCCUUACUGGCAAUGCACCCCAACCACCCUGUGCAGUGGAGUCAGAUGGUGAAGGACCACCUAGGGUUGAUUUUGCUGAUAACACAAUAAAAAGUUUGGACGAGAAACUGCGCAACCUUCUUUACCAAGAGUGUGUUCUAACUUCAUCUGCAUCUGCAGCAACACCUGACAACUUUGUCCCCUUGGACCAGGGGGAUGGUGAAUUUAAUCUGGCUUCCCUGGAUUUGAAAGAACUAAGUUGUAAAGUCCCAAGCACUGGCAAGGAUGUUAAUGCUGAGGACCAGUCUACACCCAGUGCAACUUCUAAAGUGAAAAAAUCAGAAGAUAUUUGCACCAGCAUCCAUCCUUCUGAAAAAAGUCAUGAGUCAACAGGUAAAGCAGGCCAAGCUACAUACAUUACUUCAAAUUCUGUUGCUCUAACAUCCCAACUCGCUCAGGUUACUUUUUCAUCAUCAAAUCUAAAUGACCAGAAAGAAGCUUGUAAAAUGAAUACAAAUGCGAAAUUGGUAAAAUUACUUGAAGAGGAGAGAAAUAAAUCUCAAAGAGAUGACUCUGUGGAUUCCAGCUUUCACGGAAAUCAGGCUGAAACACAAAAUAGUACACCAGCAAAAACUAUUGGGAGAUUUUCAGUGAUCAGCACACAGGAUGAGUUGACUUUACCAUCCUUGCAUUUAUUGAGGUACUCUGCACCACCAGAUGUUUAUCUGGAUGAUCAGCCUUCUAGUCCUGAUACAAAGACCUCUUUUCGGCGAACGCAGACAACAUCUUCUAUUGAUGUCCUUUGUGGUCAUGAUUCUAGUGAUACUGAAGAUGAGUCCUUUCAGAGAAAACCAGCUGCUCCUCCACAGUCACCUCAGAGCAGUAGUGCAGGAAAUGAUCAUGCAAAAAAGGCCUCAUCUUUUCUGCAGAAGUCUGGAAAGUCAAGUUCACAAGGCCUUGAUUCCCCUAAUGGCCAUGGAACAAAAAUCCCAACUAUCAACAUAACUUCUUUCCACUCCCAGUCAUCAUAUGUAAGCAGUGACAAUGACUCAGAGUUUGAAGAUGCAGAUAUGAAGAAAGAAUUGCAGAACCUUAGAGAAAAACAUUUGAAAGAAAUUGCUGAGCUGCAGACUCAACAGAAGAGAGAAAUAGAAGCCCUGUACAUGCGUCUGGGAAAACCCCUGCCACCUAAUGUGGGAUUCCUUCACUCUGCUCCACCAAGUGGCCGCCGAAGAAGAACCAGCAAGAAUAAAUUAAAAACUGGAAAAUUAUUAAACCCUGUACUUCAGCAGCUCAAAACAACAACCUCUCAUACAAGCAAUGUAUCAGACUGCAAAGACACACUGGCUAAAGAAAAUGCUCACACUCAGACUGGUUCUACUGAAGCAACUGCACUAACUUCAUCCACAUCAGCCAUACUUGGAAAGUCAGUUCAGACACAGCAGCCCUGCUCUGUCAAGGCCUCCUUGUCCACUGACAUCUGUUCUGGAUUAGCCACUGAAGGAGGUGAUAUCCAUGGAAAUUCUGGCCAAGGCUGGACGGUUUUCCACCAAACGUCUGAGAGAGUGACCUAUAAAUCUAGUAGCAAACCUCGUACCAGAUUCCUCAGUGGACCUGUGUCUUUGUCCAUCUGGUCCACCCUGAAACGACUAUGUCUAGGCAAAGAUCACAGUAGUAGAUCAUCAACCAACAGUCUGGUAGCAUGUCCAGACCCUCUUCCACAAACAGCACUACAGGUGCAGGUCCAAGCAAACAACAGUAACAACAAGAAAGGAACUUUCACAGAUGAUCUCCACAAGCUGGUGGAUCAAUGGACAAGCAAAACAGUGGGAGUUGUACAAGCAAAACCAUCCUUAAAUCAACUGAAGCAGAACCAAAAGCGGCAAGACAUGGAGCCUAAAGCUAAUCCGAUGCAGACACAGAAUGAGAUGUGUGGAGUUAAUUCAGUCAGAACAGGAAUGGGGGACAAGUGCAUUGUUCCAGUGUCUUGCCCAGUUCCAGCAGCAUUAACUCCUGGAGUUUCACCAUCCCUACCAGUGCCUAUGCCAGGUACUACCCUUUCUGGCACAGUAAAAUCUUUUGUGAUGCCUCUUUGUCAAUAUGGAGGACUUUUCCCUACACCAAUUUUUGGAGUGCAGUGGUCUGGCCUGACAGCACAGCCUGGAAUUGUGGGAGGCCAGAGCAUGGCAUGCUGUCCAGUUCUUGAAAAAACUGGCUUGCCAUUGUUUCCAGGACCAGUGCCGCAACCUGUUGUCACCCCGCCAGGCCCACACUUAAGAAUAACCUAGCUUUGUUGCUUCUGGAUGCCUAGGGGUUAUUUCCAGAUUGUGAGUGUUGAGUAUUUGAGCCCAAAGGAGUCUCUGUUUACCUGCUGACUCUCAGUUCAGGCCUACUAGUGCACACAGCCAUGUGCUGCGUCAGGCAAUCACUGUGAAAUGAUUUCACACUGCUAAGUUUGUUGUUGUGGCAAUACUUGCUUCUCGGCCAUUGCUGAAGACACUUUGUUUUGUGUUCCAGUGUUUGAAAAUGCAACCUUUACAGUACACUUACUUGAAUUGAUGGUUAGAGGACUGUAUUAAUCCAGAGUAUAGUGCCUUGAAUUCAAGCUUUUCAGUUUUAUCUGGAAAGAUGUUUUUAAAAAAAGACAGACAAGUGUAUAUUUACAAUUUGCUUGUGUGAAGUUAAAUUUUUAAUUUGCAGUAUACAAAUAUUUGUGUAUAUAAUUGGAAGUUUACAUUUGACACUCUUGAGAAAUUUUGUUCUAUUUUCUCCUGUAAGUGCUUUUAUUCUAACUGGUCGUUGCAAUGUUUACAGGAGAAGUUACUGAUCAAAGUCUUCUUUUAUUUGAAUGAAAAGUAAUGAAAUGAGUAACUUGAUUUUUUUAAAGGACUAAUUACAGGAGCCUGAAAGUAAGUUGAAUAUUAUGUAUGUAGGGAAUAGCUUUGGGCAGUGCAAUUUGUUAUGCAGUCUUUCAGGAAAAACUAUUGUAUAUAUAAACUUGCAUUUUCCUGUAAAACAGCAAAAUGGCAGGGAAAUGUUUCCUCUCCUUUUGUUUAGCAGUAAGAUUUCUUCUAUUCAGAAUAGAUGUAAUUAAGUUGCAUUACGGAUCCAUGCAUGUUUCAUAUGUGAAAUAAACCUAAUCAAAAUAUUGAUUAUAGGAGAGCCAAUCCCAAAGUUCUAAUAAGAAAUGUGUACAAUACGGAACUUUCCUUGCACAUACUCUGCCUUUAUCCCAUCAGUGGUCUUAGUCCAGAACAAUUCUUGUCACUGAAGUGCUUAUAGUUUUCUGAAACAGAACUAAAUGUGAAGUUCUCUUUUAAGUUGAGCAAUGAGUUGUUUGAUGUUUAGUCACACUUGAUCCACAGUUUUAACUGUAGGUAGAAUGUUUUCCAUCUUUCAUGUCUGACUUGGGGGAGGGAAUGCCUUCCUUACUACAUAUAGAAAUUAUAUCAUCACCUGCAAUUCUAAACGUGAAAGGUAACUACUAAGAUUGAUUUGCAGCCUGGUAAGUCUCAAUUAAUUUGGGCAAAAAAAGUGACAAACAUAAUGGUACAAUUGACAAAACCAUGACAACAGACAAAUGAAGGUAUGCUGUUGCUGCUCUCUCUCUCUCUCUCUCUCUCUCUCUCUCUCUCUCUCUCUCUCUCUCUCUCUCUCUCUGCCAGUGAUAAUUUUGAUCUGUUUUCCAAACAGGCAGAGCUGUUGAUCUGUAAACUGUAUGGUUCUGUUGUACUUUGAGCAUUAAGGACUGUCUGAAAUAUUUUGUUGGUACUGUCUGAAAUAUUUUGCUUAUAUUCCAUCAAUUCAAUAUUCCAUCAGAAUUGAAUUUUGUAAAACAUGAUGCAGAGCCCUCUGUCUGGGCAAAAUGUAGUAAGAGAUUUCUGUUCUCUGUAACAUGCAUUUUUCUUUUGUUUGAGACUUUAUUUUAGAUUUCAUGUAUGUAUGCUUUAUGAGCAAAAUAUGGAAAAUCUGAUCUCACUUCUCCCACCUUGGCUUGCACUGAACCUAUAAGUUGUUUGCUAUUGCCCAUUGUAUGGUUCAUCCCUUUGUAUACUGACAGUCAGUGGCACUUAUCCCUUUCCCCUCAAGACACUGUAUAUAUUAAAGAGAAGAAAAAUAAACAUUUUUGUGCUUGAAAAAAUUGCAAAAAAAAAAUAAACCCAAGUGUGCUGCUAAGAUUCUCAGAUAUUACAUGUAUGUCUGGUUACCCAAAUUGAUACAGUACUUUGUUUCCAUCCCAAAAUGUUACCCAAAAUGGUGAGGGGCUGUCCCUUUUAGGUUGGGAAAUUAGCAAGAGCAGACCUUUGAAUUAAAGAGGAAUCAAGCAAGCUCAGAAUCUUUGUUGUCUAUGUAUACUGGAAGCUGCCUCUGCAGGAGAGGGAAAUGAAGUUUGACAAUUUGGUCCAAGGAAAAAUCAUAAACAUAUAAUCAUGUGGUAUCAUACAUGCCCUGUUGACAAUAUUUACUUUUUUAAAAGGCACUAUAUCCAAUACUAGCUGUAGUUAAAAUUACUGAGGGACCUGAAGAGUAUUUCUGUAAUUACAGGUUCUCACAGGAUUAGUGAUAAAGAUUGUGUGAGCAAUCAACAGUGGUUGAUUACUACCAAUAUUUUAAACAGUGUUUUAAAUGCUACAGCAAAUGAAAUGCAAACAGAAACAUUUUGCAGCAUGUACAAAAGAGAGACGCUUAGAUAUGGGCAGUUUUCCAGUGGCAGGAUGUUCCACUAGGACUGUCAGUUCUAUGUUGGAAAAAAGAAUUGGGGGGGGGGGGAUGGGAAAGCCUGGAGAGGCAAAACUUGGGGAGGAAAAAAAAGCUUAUUGCAAUAUAAUACCAUGAGCAUCUCCAAAAGCAGCCAUUUUUUUCCAGGGCAAUUGGUCUUUGUCAUCUGGAGAGCCGUGUAAUUCUAGGAUAUCUUAGAGAGGUUCAUAACCCUAACAGGGAAGAGGGAAUCUCUUUCUUGUUUAAAUAUAGGAAAGUCUCUGCCUAUAUAAAUGUAGUAAAAGCCUUGUUAUACUCCACUGGGACAGGAUUUAGUAUGUGGUUUCUAUCCGCCAUUUUAACCAGUAUCUAUAUAAUUGGCAGGGGGAUUACUUAUAGACUGUAUCCAUUUUAAAAUUUAUCUACAAUUUGAAACUUUUUAAAGUUAUCCCAAAGUUCCUAGAGAUAUAAUAUUUUUGGAACUUUUGAAGCCACAGAGUGUUCACCUUUUUUCUGUAAAAAAAUGGAAAGAGGGGGAGGUGCCUCCAGAAGUAAUCUUUUGGAAGUCCCCUGCCCAAAAGAUAUCUGACUGGCUCAACCAGUGCCAGGGCUUUUUCAACCCUGGCCUGGUGAAACUCUCUGUCACUUGAGACUAGGGCCUUGCGAGAAGUAGUAUGAUUCUAAUGGACCUACAAGGCAGAGAUGUUCUGCCAGGCCUAUGGUUGAAGGAGUUGGCCCUCUGCCAUCCUCCUGGUCUCCCCCCUCCCAUCCCCUUUCCCUCUUUUUUCCCUUCCCUCCCCCUUGCCAUCUCCCUUUCUUCUCUUCCUGUAUCUUCUUUUCCCUUAUUCCUCUCCUUGUCUUUCCCUUCCAUAUUUGGUUCUCUCCUCCCUUUUAUUCUUCCCUUCCCAUCUUCCCUCUCCUUUUAGUGAGUAAAUUGGAUGGGGGUGCAUGGGUGGGAUGAGCUACAUUUACAGUAGCUAGAAUUUUGAAUUAUAUCCCUGUUAGGAAACAGAAUGGAAAAUGAUGAAGUGUUAAAUUUUUGUUUAUUUAUAUUUUUAAUUGUUUAUUCAUUAACUUAAGUCAUUUUAAAUUUGUUUAUUGCAUUAUAUUAAUUAUGGAUGUUUCUGCCCUGAGCUUGGCUUUUGGCUGGGGUAGGGUAAGGUAGAAAUUAAAUAAAAGUAAAGGGUGUGGGUUGUUGAAAUGUGUGCAGCAUCUAUUUUAUAAUCAGGACUAAACUUACUUUAUUGCUUUAUGAACAGGAUGAGAAUGUGUAGUUUGCUGUUAGAUAUAAUUAAAUACAUAAAAGUACUGUUCAAUAUUUUUAUGAUAUUUAAAAUAUUUGUUUUAUUCACACAGUCAUGUUACAAAUCAAGCAACAAGCUGUAACCAGAGGUACCUAAGAGAUCUUAGUCAGUGCAACAGGGAAAAAAACCACAUGAGAAUAAGUGUUAAAAACAGAACCCAUCACCUUUGUAAUAAAUAAAGGAAGUUUUUUAAAAAUUA